AGUGCAGGUGAAUCAAUUGCUAUGUUUCAUGGAGACCUGCUAUACUCUUCAAAAGAUAUCAUCAAGAAGUUGGAGAUGGAAUUAAGAUAUUUUCAGCAAAACCGGAGUCCUAAUUGGUGGAUGAAUUCAAACAGAUGCAGCCAUAAAUCCUGGGAACAGCAGAGAUCCUCUCCUGGAUUCUAAGGGAAGGAUGAGUGGAAUUGACACAGCAAUAUUUACUCAGACAGGUAGAAGCCGGUCACACACAAGCACAUCCUAGUGAAGGAGUUAAAGGAGCCGGCCCCACCCAGAUGCUGGUAGCUCAAUUGUGACAUACAUUGGUGGUGAUUACAAACUUCACCAAAGGAUGCCUUUCGCUGUCGAACUACAAGGAACACCAUUACCUGAUUGCAGCAGGUUUGGUCAAUAGAGCUGCUGAUGCUGACCUGUUAAAACUUUGAACAGGAGGCCCUGGCCAUGGCUGUCUAGUCAAGAUCAGAACCUCAAGUCUUUGUAGGUUUGGUGCAAAACCUUGUUGUUUUAGUUGCUGAGUAUAUGAGUGGACCGGUUGGAGAUCCAGUCAAUUGGGACAAAAGCAUGGGCAUCAAAAUGUUUGAUGGUGAUUCUUUCCACUCUGAGAAGAAUAAGAAAAGCAUUCUAGUUGAUGAUUCUUUUAUGAUUCAACCUCAGUCAAUAGUCGAUGAUCAAUCAAAUUCUCACUUCGGGACUGACAUAAGCAUGGUUGCAGACAUUGUAGGAGUUACUCAACCUCAAAGUGACACGCCAGAAUUUCACAGGAAAGGCUUGAAGUUUUUUCCUGCUCGAGAGUCGGAUGACCUUUACAUGGUGAUUGAUUGGGAUUCAGCUGCAGAGCAUGUCAUGACAUCUUGGACUCUUGAAAUGGAUUAUGCAAAUAAUAUUUCUACAACUGAAGCUGAUAGAGGCCCCUCUGAUAUUGAAACAACUGGUUGCAUUGAUGAUGAGCUGGCUUCUAAUGGUAAGAGCAUUGGUAGUACAAACAGUGGGGCUUCUAAAGAAAAAGUUUCUAUUAAAGAAGCAAGGUCUAAAGCCUUGGGUGAACCUCUUGUGAAAAGCACAUCUGAAAUUAUACUGAGCGUCUACAAAGGCGUAAGAGUGGAAUUUUCAGGUUUACCGGGGACGAGAAGUUUGAUUGGAAAUAGGUCUUAGGUAAGUUUCCUCCGUAUUCCCUAUUCUCUCAAAUUUCUCGUUGUUCUUUAAUUUUCUCUUGUAUGUGUGGGUGUUAUAUGUCGAAUGUGCGUGUAGUAGGAAAAUUAAUUUUCAAUAUGUUGAUUUCUUUGUUUUCUUCUAAUGUUGAUGUUCCGUUGUCUAUUAGAAAUUUCCUUAGUUUCGUGUGCAAAUAAAUUUAUUUCCAUUCAACGACAUUGUGAAUUAAGAGGUUUCCUGAGGAAAAGAAUAGAUUCGUCGGAGAUACUUUUGUUGUGUAAGAGUGGAAUUUUAAGGUUUACCGGGGACAAGAGAAGUUUGAUUGGAAAUAGGUCUUGGAAAUUUUGUUUAGUUUCGUGUGCGAAUAAAUUUAUUUCCAUUCAACGACAUUGGGAAUUAAGAGGUUUCUCGGGGACAAGAAUAGAUUCGUCGGAGAUACUUCUGUUGCGUAAGAGUGGAACUUUCAGGUUUACCGGGAACAAGAGAAGUUUGAUUGGAAAUAGGUCUUGGGCGUAAGAGUGGAACUUUCAGGUUUACCGGGGACAAGAGAAGUUUGAUUGGAAAUAGGUCUUGGGUAAGUUUCCUCCGUAUUCCUUAUUCUCUCAAAUUUCUCGGCGUUCUUUAAUUUUCUCUUCUAUAUUUGGCUGUUAUAUGUCGAAUGUGUGUGUUUAGUUGGAAAAUUAAUUUUGAAUAUGUUGAUAAUUGUGUUUUCUACUAAUGUUGAUGUUCCGUUGUGUAUUAGAAAUUUUGUUUAGUUUCGUGUGCGAAUAAAUUUAUUUCCAUUCAACGACAUUGGGAAUCAAGAGGUAGUUUUCUUCUUCUCGUUUUUACAUUUGACCUAUACUCCUUUCGCUACCAUCUAUUAACGUAAGGGUGAAAUUUAUCAGGUUUCCCAGGGACAAGAAUAGAUUCGUCGGAGAUACUUCUAUUGAAUGUUUAUUUCGUAUUCCCUAUUAUCCUCCAUUUCGCAGUUUUCUUCAUUCUUCUGUUUUAUCUUUGGGCGUUGUUUGUUGACUGGAAAUAUGUAUUAGAGAAUUAAUUUUCAAUCCUUUGAUUUAUUUGUUUGUUUGUAAGCUUCAUGUUGCGUUUUGUAAUGCUCGUUUCUUUCGUUUCGUAUCAGAAUAAUAUUAUUUGCUUUUAAUCACAUUGUGCCUAAAGUGGUAAUUUUCUAAUUCUCGUUGUCACUUUGGAUCUCUACUCUUUUCUAUACCUUCUAUAGGCGUAAGAGUGGAACUUUCAGGUUUACCGGGGACAAGAGAAGUUUGAUUGGAAAUAGGUCUUGGGUAAGUUUCCUCCGUAUUCCUUAUUCUCUCAAAUUUCUCGGCGUUCUUUAAUUUUCUCUUCUAUAUUUGGCUGUUAUAUGUCGAAUGUGUGUGUUUAGUUGGAAAAUUAAUUUUGAAUAUGUUGAUAAUUGUGUUUUCUACUAAUGUUGAUGUUCCGUUGUGUAUUAGAAAUUUUGUUUAGUUUCGUGUGCGAAUAAAUUUAUUUCCAUUCAACGACAUUGGGAAUCAAGAGGUAGUUUUCUUCUUCUCGUUUUUACAUUUGACCUAUACUCCUUUCGCUACCAUCUAUUAACGUAAGGGUGAAAUUUAUCAGGUUUCCCAGGGACAAGAAUAGAUUCGUCGGAGAUACUUCUAUUGAAUGUUUAUUUCGUAUUCCCUAUUAUCCUCCAUUUCGCAGUUUUCUUCAUUCUUCUGUUUUAUCUUUGGGCGUUGUUUGUUGACUGGAAAUAUGUAUUAGAGAAUUAAUUUUCAAUCCUUUGAUUUAUUUGUUUGUUUGUAAGCUUCAUGUUGCGUUUUGUAAUGCUCGUUUCUUUCGUUUCGUAUCA
Molecule: messenger RNA, 2992 nt
Organism: Vitis riparia (riverbank grape)
Lineage: Eukaryota; Viridiplantae; Streptophyta; Magnoliopsida; Vitales; Vitaceae
Product: COP1-interacting protein 7-like
Exons: 8
Coding region: 1309-1680 (123 amino acids)
Source: RefSeq, a predicted model, not a curated record